Messenger RNA from Ascoidea rubescens DSM 1968, 900 nucleotides. It is a transcript of the gene VMA4, whose product is annotated as H(+)-transporting V1 sector ATPase subunit E. The coding region runs from base 55 to 762 and encodes 235 amino acids. The record is from RefSeq and is a predicted model, not a curated record. Gene Ontology annotation, molecular function: proton-transporting ATPase activity, rotational mechanism. Gene Ontology annotation, biological process: proton transmembrane transport. Gene Ontology annotation, cellular component: proton-transporting two-sector ATPase complex, catalytic domain. NCBI's taxonomy places the organism in Eukaryota, Fungi, Ascomycota, Saccharomycetes, Ascoideales, Ascoideaceae. The transcript is spliced from 2 exons.
UUGGUUAUUAGUACCUUGUUUUAUUUAUUUGUAUUUACUGUUUAAUAUUCGAAAAUGGCUGCUGUUCAUGGUUUAAGUGACGACCAAGUCGUUAAAGAACUCCAUAAAAUGGAGGCCUUUAUUAAAAAAGAAGCCGAAGAAAAAGCUAAAGAAAUUAAAUUAAAGGCUGAUGAAGAGUAUGAAAUUGAGAAGGCCAAUAUUGUUAGAAGCGAAAUUUCAUCAAUUGAUUCAUUAUAUGAAAGUAAAUUGAAAAAGGCCUCAUUGCAACAACAGAUUACCAAGUCAACUAUUUCAAAUAAAACCAGAUUGCAAAUUUUAUCUGAAAGAGAAAAAAUUUUGGACGAUAUUUUUGAAUUAACUGCAAAUAAAUUAAAAAUCAUCACAACAAAAAAUAAUGACAACGAUAGCGAGAAUUAUAAAAAAAUCUUGAUUGGCUUAAUUCAAGAAGGUUUAUUGUCAUUAUUAGAAAGUAAAAUUUAUUUAAGAUUGAGAAAAAAUGACGUUAGUUUAGUUAAGGAUUCAAUCGAAGAUUUAGAAAAGUACUAUAAGGAAAAGACUUCUCAUGAAACUACUAUUGAAAUCUUAGAAGAUCAAUUUUUAGAUGAUAAUGUUAAUGGUGGAGUCAUUAUUAUUAAUAGCACUAAAAAAAUUGACAUUGACAAUACUUUAGAUGAAAGAUUAAAGUUAUUAUCUGAGCUAUCCUUACCAGCUAUCAGAUUAAAAUUAUUUGGUCCAUCUAAAACUAGAAAAUUCUUUGACUAAUUUAUUUAUUUGUAUUUAUAUAAGUAUUUAGAUGGCAACUUAUCAAGGCUCUUUUUUGAACAAAAUAAUUUUUACCUAUCUAUUUUUUUAAACUUUUUUUAGUCUAUCAUUUAUAAAAAUAUAUACUAAUCAACACUC